GUUCGCAGCGAAACAACAACAACAAAGCAGAAAACAAUGCGAUAGCUUAGCUAACUUAGUUUAGUAGUUAAAUAAUAAAUUGUUCCUACCUCAACUAAUUUGACUAAAUUACAUCUGCGUUAUCUAAUCAAAGUUUGUUGUUCACGAAAAUGUAGUCUUGCUUUGACCCGGUUUCAUACUGCUCCGUUGCAAAUGCUAACGUUAAUUCAAACAUACCUGCAAUUGCUAAUUAUUUUGGAACGAAAGGCAGAUAUGAGGAGAUUAACAGCUAUCUCAUUAAUGACAUCCUCUCGGUAAACAAAUCCUUUUUAAAACCGGGAUGUACGGAUUGCACGGCUAUUCAUGUGACCGCCAUUAUUCGGCAUGGUACACGAUAUCCAACGACCAAAAAUAUAAAAAGGAUGCAACGGCUUUACGACCUUGUUCGAAACGAGGCAAUGAACACUGAUAAAUGGCUGAAUGACAUCAAAACCAAGUGGGAAAUAUGGUACACUGACGACAUGGAUGGCAAGCUUGUGGAGAAGGGGCUAGAUGACCAUAGGCAUCUGGCUGUCAGGUUGGCAACAUUGUUUCCGUCUCUGAUAUCCGAGGAAAACCUCCGAGCCCACCGUAUCCGUUUCAUCACUAGCUCUAAACACAGAUGCGUGGACAGCAUUGUAGCAUUCCAAGAGGGCCUGCUCAACCUUUGGAAAGUGACCGGUGAGUUUGUUUGUACAGCAAAGCUAGCUAGUUUUGUCGUUUUGCUAUUCCCUGAAUGAUAUGCCUGAACCUAUCACACUCAGUCUCUCACACUGAUUACUUUUGGUACAGCUGAGAGGGGCGAGAUCAGAGAAAAUAAUGUACAAUGUUUGGACUUAUUGUAUUCUAUUUUUGUCUUGUUGCAGAAGUUGGACCCAGCCACAAAAUCAACGAUGAGUUGAUGAGAUUCUUUGACAAUUGCCAGAAAUUUGUUGAGGAUGUAGAGAACAACCAAACUGCCCUGGAAGAGGUCCACCUCUUCAAGGCCUCAGCAGAGAUGAAGAGUGCAGAUGAAGAUGGCUGACAAGCUGCAAAUUCCAUACAAUCGGAUCACACCAGGUUGCUUGGUUCCAAAUCUUUGCCACUUUGUGUAGUGGAGAUAGUUCAUCGUGUUACGGUUGAAACUUGCAAUCCUCUUGUGCCAGUUAAAUUCAUUCACUAAUCCUCCAAUUAUUAUUUUUUUGUCACCAGAUCUGGUGGAGGCUACAUUCUUCUUGUGCUCAUAUGAGUUUGCCAUUAAAUCUUUGAACUCCCCCUGGUGCAACCUGUUUGAUGAGACUGACGCCCAAGUAUGUCCACAAAAUCAUGGGAGAGCUAUUGCCUCUACCACAAACAAUGAAGAACCCGGUUCAGUCAUAAAGAUCUAAUUUUCAUUAAUGUAAUCACCUGUGCCUUUUCAGGUACUGGAGUACAAGAAUGACCUGAAACAGUACUGGAAGAGGGGCUAUGGUCAUGACAUCAACCGCAAGUCCAGUUGCACUCUCUUUCAUGACCUGUUCAAUCGUCUUGAUCAGGCUGCUCAUGAGAUCAGGUGAGUUGGUUGUAAAGUUAAACCACAGUCCACACUCCAUUUUAUUGUCUACCAUGAUUAUAUCACUUAGUGCCUUCAGAAAGUAUUCACACCCCUUGACUGUUUCCACAUUUUGUUGUUACAAAGUGGGAUUAAAAUGGAUUUAAUUUUCUUUUUUUUGUCAACGAUCUACACAAAAUACUCUGUCAAAGUGGAAGAAAAAAAUUCUAAAUGAGGCAAUGAUUACAUAAGUAUUCAACCCCCUGAGUCAAUACAUGUUAGAAUCACCUUUGGCAGCGAUUACAGCGAUGAGUAUUUGUGGAUAAGUCUCUAAGAGCUUUGCACACCUGGAUUGUACAGACAUUUGUACAUUAUAACUUUUUUAAAUUCUUCAAGUUGGUUGUUGAUCAUUGCUAGACAGCCAUUUUCAAGUCUUGCCAUAGUUUUUAAAGCCAAUUUUAAGUCAAAACUGUAACUUGGCCACACAGGAACACUCAAUGUCAUCUUGGUAAGCAACUCCAGUGUAUAUUUGGCCUUGUGUUUUAGGUUAUUGUCCUGCUGAAAGUUGAAUUUGUCUCCCAGUGUCUGUUGGAAAGCAGACUGAACCAGGUUUUCCUCUAGGAUUUUGCCUGUGCUUAGCUCUAUUCCAUUUUUUUUAUCCUAAAAAAAAAAAAUCCCUAGUCCUUGCCGAUGACAAGAAUACCCAUAACAUGAUGCAGCCACCACCAUCCUUGGAAAUAUGAAGAGUGGUACUCUGUGACGUAUUGUGUUGGAAUACCACCUUUGCAUUAUGGGGUAUUGUGUGUAGACCAGUGACACAAUCUCAAUUUAAUCAAUUUUAAAUUCAGGCUGUAAUAACAAAAUGUGGAAAAACUAAUGAGAUGUGAAAACUUUCUGAAGGCACUGUAUAUAGGCCAAUCAUUGUUAUCUAGCCAGUCCCCUUACUUGUUAUUGAAAAACUAUUGGGACCCAACACUUCCUCUCCCAUGGAUUGUGUUACACCUGUUUUCAAUGGGCUCUACAAUGGGAAAUCUAAUUGAGCUACCUGCUAUGUGGCAAUGGGGAAUAUAUUGUUUUCCCCUCUGAUGCAUUUCACAGCACUUCCCUUAGUAGUUGUUUUAACAUUGUAAUAGCAUGUGGCUGGUUAUUAUCAUGAUUUUUGAACUGUGGAUAGUCCUUUUUUUCCGUUCAGGUUUGGGCAUGUAUCUGAGGCCGUGACCAUCCAGGUGGGCCAUGCCGAGACCCUCCUGCCCCUGUUGGCCCUCAUGGGUUUCUUCAGAGACGAGACGGCCCUGACUGCUGACAACUUUGACGUGCAACAUGGCCGCACCUUCCGUACCAGCCGCAUCGUGCCUUACGCAGCCAACCUGCUCUUUGUGCUGUAUGACUGCAGCGAAGGACCGGCUGCAGUUCCUCCUCAACGAGACACCUCAGAACUUCCCCGAUAUAAAGCACCAGGCUCCACUCUACGAUACGGUCAGAGAGACCUACAGAGAGCUGCGGCACGGCUGCAAUUUUGAGAAAGAGUGCGAGCUGCCCAGACCCAACCAUAACUCUGAUCUGUGAACUUUGGGCAUGUGAAUGUAAAGAGCUCUCUACAGGGGUUGGAGGACUCAAACAUCUAUGUGUCAUGCAAGAGAGGGGUUUUAAUGGUUUUGGCCAAAGCAGUUACACUUUGUUAAUGGUCUAGCUUUUUUGAAGUAAUUCAAGUCAGUGGUUUUACAGAUAUACAGGUUUCACAGAUAGCUUUUACAGGUACACUUUUUUUUUAUGUGUCACUUUAGCAUAUGAGUUAUGCUGAUAGCUUUCUUUUCUAGGGUCAGAAUCCAGGGUCUUUAUUGAACACUUUUUAGAGGAGGGAGAGAUUUAUAUUUAUGUCAUUUCACGGUUUUGUAUUGAUAAUUUAUAGUAAAGCAUAUUUUUCAGGUGCCUUUUUGUGUUUGCAUACAGAAUGCAUUUUCCAAAAGCAGAAAGAACCACCUACAGUGAGGGAAAAAAUAUUUGAUCCCCUGCUGAUUUUGUACAUUUGCCCACUGACAAAGAAAUGAUCAGUCUAUAAUUUUAAUGGUAGGUUUAUUUGAACAGUGAGAGAGAGAAUAAAAUAAAAUAAAUCCAGAAAAACGCAUGUCAAAAAUGUUAUAAAUUGAUUUGCAUUUUAAUGAGGGAAAUAAGUAUUUGACCCCCUCUCAAUCAGAAAGAUUUCUGGCUCCCAUGUGUCUUUUAUACAGGUAACGAGCUGAGAUUAGAGCACACUCUUAAAGGGAGUGGGGCCCCGUGUAGCUCAGUUGGUAGAGCAUGGCGCUUGCAACGCCAGGGUUGUGGGUUCAAUUCCCACGGGGGGCCAGUGUGAAAAUGUAUGCACUCACUAACUGUAAGUCGCUCUGGAUAAUAGCGUCUGCUAAAUGACUAAAAUGUAAAUGUUACCUGUAUAAAAGACACUUGUCCACAGAAGCAAUCAAUCAAUCAGAUUCCAAACUCUCCACCAUGGCUAAGACCAAAGAGCUCUCCAAGGAUGUCAGGGACAAGACUGUAGACCUACACAAGGCUGGAAUGGGCUACAAGACCAUCGCCAAGCAGCUUGGUGAGAAGGUGACAACAGUUGGUGCGAUUUAUUCGCAAAUGGAAGAAACACAAAAUAACUGUCAAUCUCCCUCGGCCUGGGGCUCCAUGCAAGAUCUCACCUCGUGGAGUUGCAAUGAUCAUGAGAACGGUGAGGAAUCAGCCCAGAACUACACGGGAGGAUCUUGUCAAUGAUCUCAAGGCAGCUGGGACCAUAGUCACCAAGAAAACAAUUGGUAACACACUACGCCGUGAAGGACUGAAAUCCUGCAGUGCCUGCAAGGUCCCCCUGCUCAAGAAAGCACAUAUACAUGCCCGUCUGAAGUUUGCCAAUGAACAUCUGAAUGAUUCAGAGGAGAACUGGGUGAAAGUGUUGUGGUCAGAUGAUACCAAAAUGGAGCUCUUUGGCAUCAACUCAACUCGCCGUGUUUGGAGGAGGAGGAAUGCUGCCUAUGACCCCAAGAACACCAUCCCCACCGUCAAACAUGGAGGUGGAAACAUUAUGCUUUGGGGGUGUUUUUCUGCUAAGGGGACAGGACAACUUCACCGCAUCAAAGGGACGAUGGACAGGGCCAUGUACCGUCAAAUCUUGGGUGAGAACCUCCUUCCCUCAGCCAGGGCAUUGAAAAUGGGUCGUGGAUGGGUAUUCCAGCAUGACAAUGACCCAAAACACACGGCCAAGGCAACAAAGGAGUGGCUCAAGAAGAAGCACAUUAAGGUCCUGGAGUGGCCUAGCCAGUCUCCAGACCUUAAUCCCAUAGAAAAUCUGUGGCGGGAGCUGAAGGUUUGAGUUGCCAAACAUCUGCCUUGAAACCUUAAUGACUUGGAGAAGAUCUGCAAAGAGGAGUGGGACAAAAUCCCUCCUGAGAUGUGUGCAAACCUGGUGGCCAACUACGAGAAAUGUCUGACCUCUGUGAUUGCCAACAAGGGUUUUGCCACCAAGUACUAAGUCAUGUUUUGCAGAGGGGUAAAAUACUUAUUUCCCUCAUUAAAAUGCAAAUCAAUUUAUAACAUUUUUGACAUGCGAUUCUGGAUUUUUUUGUUGUUAUUCUGUCUCUCACUGUUCAAAUAAACCUACCAUUAAAAUUAUAGACUGAUAAUUUCUUUGUCAGUGGGCAAACGUACAAAAUCAGCAGGGGAUCAAAUACUUUUUUCCCUCCAUGUAAUAGAAUAGAAUGUCUGUCACUGGAUACAGUGAGAUAUUCAAGUAUUGGGAUAGUGACAUUUUUGUUGUUGUUUUUUGCUCUGUUCUCCAGCACUUUGGAUUUGAAACGAUACAAGGAUUAUGAGGUUAAAGUGCAGACUGUCAGCUUUAAUUUGAGGGUAUUUUCAUCCAUAUCAGGUGAAGCGUUUAGAAAUUACAGCACUUUUUGUACAAAACUGGUUACUGACCUUUUUUGUUUUUGGGUCUCUACACCAUUUUGGAUUUGAAAUGAUGCAAUGACUAUAAUGUUAAAGUACAGACUGUCAGCUUUAAUUUGAGGGUAUUUUCAUCCAUAUCAGGUGAACCAUUUAGAAAUUGUUUCUAAACACUUCUACAUUCAUGUGGAUUCUACCAUGAUUAGGCGUAAUCCUGAAUGACUCGUGAAUAAUGAUGAGCGAGAAAGUUACAGACGCACAAAUACUGUUAUUGUAAUGGUGAGGUUAGCAUGUCUUGGGGGUAUGAUAUUUGUGCUUCUAACUUUCUCACUCAUCAUUAUUCACAAUUCAUUCAGGACUAUCCAUAGUCCUGGUAGUAUCUACAUUAAUGUGGAAGUGUUUAGAAACAUAUUUUAUUCUUAUUUACAAUAAAAGUGACUCAAAUGACACAAUACAUAAUUUACCAUUCAUUUCUAUUGGGCACAAAAUAAUCUGAAACACAACCAAAACAAACAGCAAAUGCAUUGUCCCAAUACUUUUGGUCCCCUAAAAUGGGGGCAUUAAGUUAAAGAAAACAAAGUGCUGUAAUUUCCAAAUGGUUCACCUGAUAUGGAUGAAAAUACCCUCAAAUUAAAACUGACAGUCUGCAAUCAUUUCAAAUCCAAAACGCUGGGGUACAGAGCCUAAACAAAACGUGUCACUAACCAGGUUUUCCUCCAAACUUUUUAUGGAAGUAAAGUACAUGUCUGAUGACCGGCCUGAUGGAAACAGAACAUUUUUCGGUAAACUUUCAAAAUGUCGACCAAACAAAGUACCCUAGACAAGGUGCGAUAUUUUUGUGCCGGUAAAAUUAUUUAUGCGAGAAAUGUCGGUGGAAACACUUUUAUGCACAAAUAUUAAUAUAAUAACCAUCAUAUCGAAGUUAACUUGGGAGUCACGCGAUGACGUUGUGUGGUCCUCCCACUAUGACUCCUCGGGAAAGCAUGAAGUUUAUUAGGCUACAGAUGAAAUACAUUAUGAUGGACUUCACAGGGUGGUGAAAGUGCAAGGUGAUGAGCUUGAUGCUCCUUUCCAAUAAAUAUCGAGGGUCUUAUUCUGGUGACAUUAUAAUCUAUGCUUGGGUGCCGUUUGACAAAUAACAAGUAAUCUCUCUUUUGUUCAUAAUAAUACUCUCAACAUGUAGGCUAUAGUGCGUUCUAGCCAACAGCGUGCCAAUACUGGGUACACACGCUCAUUUUUUUGUAAGAACCAACAGCAGAGUUGAAAUGCAAUGGAAACCCAUUUAAAGUAUUUUUUUUAUUCGGUAAAUGGCAAUUUAACCGCAAAAGGUAUUUUAUGUGCACUACGUCAUCCCGCAUAGCCAUUUAUCUGCAACAAGUCAAUAUGAUAGAAACGCAUCUGGAAGGAAACGGCGUUUAUUUGUUUGAACGUGCAUUUUAUAUUAUUCGCAUGAAAAUCUGUCGCCAAUUGGAUGGAAACGUUGCUACUGUCCCAAUACUGUAUAUGCAGUGGGUUGGGUUUCCCUGCUGAAAGGGACCCUUUGCAAUGUGUUGUUGUUAAAUUUUUUGCUCAAUAAUAUGAGUAAUUUGUGUGGGCUGAUUUAUAUUUGUAUUCAUUUUCAGAAACAUUUAUUCCAAAAUGUGCUUUUUUUUUUAUUCAAACAUUCUUGGACUGCUUUGUGAACAAUGAGCUUUUACAUUUUGGGUUACUUUAUCUGAGUUACUUUAUUUGAUUAUUUAUUAUUCUACAUUGUCAUAUGAUUUGUUUGUG
Molecule: messenger RNA, 7216 nt
Organism: Coregonus sp. 'balchen'
Lineage: Eukaryota; Metazoa; Chordata; Actinopteri; Salmoniformes; Salmonidae
Source: the annotation of a GenBank genome assembly